UUUUUUUAAAAAAAAAAAUAUAUAUAUCAAUUUUUUUUUAUUUUUUUUGUAACUUCUUUGCUGAUUUGUUAUAAUGGGAGCAGUAGCUCUUGGUCCAAGUUUUUUGUUUCAGGUUGGGUGGUGGUGUCAAAGGUCCUGGGUGCUGCUGGGAAAGAGACCAGCAACUCCCCAAAUAAGCAACUGGUUUUAUUGAGCACUGGGCAGUCAAUGUGUUACUCUUUUCUUUUCUUCUUCUGCUUUUGUUUUUUUUUUCUUUCCUUUUCUUUUUAAAUAUCUGCUACAUGUGUAACUCUUGAUUCCAUCAUUGUUUUUUUUGUAUCAAUGAAAGUUUGGCAUUUCUUGAUGGUGCAAGUACUUUUAUUUUUCCUUUUUUUCUCAACCGCUUUUGAAACGUAUCCCUAGUAAAAAAAAAAAAAGCCACCACUUUUUUCUUGCACUUUUUUUUUUCUUUCUUAAUUGUUAAGUUGUCGUCGACUUUGGCCUGUUUUCUUUUCUCCUCCCCUCCCUGAAAUCAUUUUGUGCUGAUAAAUACAUUUAUGAAUGAAUAGACGUUAAUCUGUUGGUACGGCUGUUUUGCGUUUCCAAAUGAUGGCAGUGGAAAGUAUAUUUUUUUUCCCCUCUCUCUCUCUGUUUUCUGGAAAAUGAAGUGCGAUUUGGUUUCCUUGUCAACAGAAGAUGAAGUGGUGAACAUCUGAUCCGCAGGCAGUGCAGGCCCAUAUUUCAAAAAGGAACAAUUUAAACAGUCAUUAGAAAUACAUUUGGAUGAGCGAUUGAGGGGGCGAGUUAACUUGCAUUAGGAAAGGUGACUGUCAAGACACCAGAAUGACUGGCAAAACACAGACCAGCAAUGUCACAAACAAGAAUGAUCCAAAAUCCAUCAAUUCAAGAGUUUUCAUUGGCAACCUCAACACUGGCAUUGUCAAAAAGGCUGACAUUGAGGCCAUAUUUGCAAAGUAUGGAAAGAUUGUGGGUUGCUCAGUCCAUAAAGGAUAUGCGUUCGUACAGUACAUCAGCGAGAGACACGCACGCGCUGCAGUUUCAGGAGAAAACUCACGGAUUAUUGGGGGCCAGCCACUAGAUAUUAAUAUGGCCGGAGAACCAAAGCCGUACAGGCCAAAGCUAGGAACAAAGAGACCACUAUCAACUUUAUACAGUGCUUAUGACUUUGAUUAUGAUUACUACAGAGAUGAUUUCUACAAUCGGUUGUUUGAUUAUGGACAUGGUCGAGUUCCACCUCCACCCCGUGCAGUGAUCCCACUGAAGCGCCCCAGAAUGUCUGUGCCCACAACUCGCAGGGGCAAAGGAGUAUUUUCUUUAAAGGGAGGCUCCAGAUCUGCAUUAGGAGGCUCCUCUUCUUCUGGGUCAAAAUUGAAAUCAGACGAGCUGCAGACAAUCAAAAAGGAGUUGACCCAAAUCAAAACCAAAAUUGACUCUUUGCUGGGAAGACUGGAAAAAAUUGAAAAACAGCAGAAAGCUGAAGCAGGGGAUGCUUUACUGCGGUUGUGGAUCAUGGGCCACUCAUACAAAAAGCGAGCACUGGUGAAAGAGAGAGGUCAGCAACUGGACUUCUCCAGGGAUUCGCUGGAAAUCAGGUGGCUGGGUAUCAAAGGAGCUCAAAAAAAGCAAACUGAAGAUCAUACAGAUUUAGUUCAAGAAGAGUGUAAAUCAGAAACGGCUGACAACUCCACUGAAGAGCACAUCGAGGGAGGACAUGAUGCAGACGGCGAAGAGAUGACUGAUGGUUUAGAGGAAGACUUUGAUGAAGAUGGCAGCAAUGAGCUGAUGGACAAUCAUGUCUCAGAUAUAGAAGACACAAGUAACUGAACUAUUCUUCUCCAGAUUAACAUGGAGAAUGACGAGCUGGAUUCUGGGCACAUGUAAACAAUUUGUAAAGGAACCUUGGGGAAGAUCCAUGAGAAAUCAUAUUUUCUUUAAGUUAUUUAUGACUUACAACUGUAUUAUGGUUAGUUUCAUGAUAGACUUGACAACGUGUUUUUAUCCACAUCUUUAUCAUAUUGCCAUCCAUAAUGUUAUUUACAUGUUCUUCGCCAUAUCAAGAGGGGGGGGAGAUGUACACAGAUGUAUAUUUGUAAGAGCUAUUUUUUGAAUAGCGCAUAGUAAAUCUCGCAUCCAUGUUAGAGCUGUCUUUAGGGGGCCAUGCAGAGGGAGCUCUCCCAGGCCACACAGGUCACCAAUGACCCAAGACUAUAAAGGCAACAGAUUAGUACUGAUAUGGGACCUGUUAUCCAGAAUGCUCGGGAUCUGGGUUUUUCAGGACAACUGAUAUUUCCGUAAUAUGGAUCU
Xenopus laevis (African clawed frog) is the source of this 2304-nucleotide messenger RNA. It is a transcript of the gene ralyl.L, whose product is annotated as RALY RNA binding protein like L homeolog. Lineage: Eukaryota; Metazoa; Chordata; Amphibia; Anura; Pipidae. Gene Ontology annotation, cellular component: nucleus. The record is from RefSeq and is a predicted model, not a curated record. The transcript is spliced from 11 exons. Gene Ontology annotation, molecular function: nucleic acid binding; RNA binding. The coding region runs from base 823 to 1824 and encodes 333 amino acids.